Molecule: messenger RNA, 754 nt
Organism: Parasteatoda tepidariorum (common house spider)
Lineage: Eukaryota; Metazoa; Arthropoda; Arachnida; Araneae; Theridiidae
Product: protein CutA homolog
Biological process (GO): response to metal ion
Molecular function (GO): copper ion binding
Source: RefSeq, a predicted model, not a curated record
ACGAAAAUAAUGAGUAUUUUAGUAACGUGCAUAGGUGGCAAUAUCAGCACCGUAUCAAUCAGAAAAAAUUAAUUCUAAAAUUAUUCAUCAAUCACCCCGGUAACAAAAAAAGUAAAAUAUCUGUUUAAUAUCUGAUAAUUUUUCUGUUUUAUUGGAAAGAUCGAGGGUAAAGAAACACUUUUUGCAAUUCGGUUAGAACCACAUAGAUGAAGAUUUUAUUUAAUUUUGUUUUAAUAUUGAUGAUAACUUUCUUGGGACCAUUAAGAAGAGUUUUAUCAACUAUGGCAGGCAGUGCUAAUAAAACUUUUCAAGGCAUAUUUUCAGUUUCAUAUGUGACUGCACCGUCUGAUGAAGUUGCUAAAAAAAUUGCUGAAGGAUUAGUGAAGGAAAAACUUGCUGCAUGUGUGAAUAUUGUACCUGGGGUGCAAUCAAUCUAUGAAUGGAAGGGUGAAAUACAAAAGGAUUCAGAAGUUUUAAUGGUUAUUAAAUCAAGAAUUUCUAGGUUAGAAGAACUGACAAAAUAUGUGAGCUUAAUGCCUUUUUAUCAUUUAGAGAAAACCACCCAUAUGAAGUGUGUGAAGUUAUAUCUACUCCUAUUCAGCACGGAAAUCCACCAUACUUGAAAUGGUUAGAUGAAGUUGUGCCUGAAAAGUCUUCAAAAGAAGACUUUUCAGAAUUGUAAUAAAGUGAUGUUUUGUUAAUAAAUGUUUGAUAAUUUUGUUAUUCAAAAUAAAUGUUAUGUAUAUUCAACAAA